AUGGACAAGUUCGUUACACUAGAGCCCACGCGGCUGUACAACACCCCCGCACCCGCCUCUGCACCCUCCAAACGCUUCUCACUCCAUAGAGCGAGUGCAGCACACCCGCCCACGCGAGUACACGCGCCCGCACCCUUCCAAGUCAUCGGCCGCCUCCCCGUCGACGUGCACAUCCUCGUCCUCUCCGUGCUCGCCGUACCCGACAUACCCGCCUAUGCCCGCUGCUCCCGCGCCCUCGGCCAGCUCGCCCGCGACGAGCGCGUCUGGGAGGCCCGCUGGAAGGCCUUUGGGCUCGAGAAGGCCCGCCUCGGCGACGUCCUCGACGUCCUCGAUGAGAAGGUGAAGGUGCAGAACGGGCUCGACCGCGGACACGCCCCGCCCACGCUCGCGACGGAAAGUCUUGACGAUGACUUUGGGGACUUCGCGUCCGUCGAGGCGCAGGCGGACGAGAUGGGCGACUUUGUCGGCGGGGGCGGCGGGUUCAGCUCGCCCACGCCGCGCACGCCCGCGUUCACCCUUGGACCAGCGAGUAAGACCUUCCGCGCUCAGUAUAUUCGCGCACACAACCUCCUCAAACCGCUCCUCCCCGCGCUCGCUGCCCCGCCGCACGCCGUGCUCUCCAGCCUGUUCCCGUCACCGACGCCUCCACUGCGCAGCCAAGCGCACACACUGCGCCUACUCUCGCGCUUCCUCUCCCCCUCCGUGAAACCAUUGCGCAAUUGGGAAACGCUGGGAUCCGCCCUCCGCGCCGCGAUCGACCGCUUUGAAGACGGCCUGCUUACCGCGUUCGACGUCGCGGAUGGCAAGGGCGACGAGGCCGGGAUGCGCGAAGCCGCGGAGGCGAGCUGGGAGGUAUGGGACGGCGCGGGUGCGGAGUGGGAGCUUGGCAAGGUGUGGGCAGAAAAGUUGGAGAUAUUCUAUGAACAAAGUAAAUGGAAGCCACUUGACAACUUUACUGCUGAGUCCGAGCUGGAUUUCAACGCAAUGGACGAGUUCAUGGUCGAGCUCCUGCGCGCGCUCGAAGAACAUGGCUCGCGCGCGGUGCGCGUCUUUCCUCCAGACGCGAAUGUGCUCGUCGCGUUCUCGGAUCGCCUCGCGAACGAAGUCGUAGGAGAGUACGUCACGUCGCUGCUUACGCGGGCGCGCGAGAUCUCGAAUGAGAUCUUCCUCAAAGCAACCGCCGCGAGCUUCAAGGAGGCGUGGCGGAUGGUGGAAGUGAUCAUGAAGGUCGCGACCGCGAAAGAUCCUCAAUUCCCGAAGACGAAGGCCGAAGACGUGGUUUAUCGAAUGUUCGAACCGAACAUGGACGAGUACCUCGACGAGGAAGUCGAGUUUGUCAAGCAAAGUUUCGAAAUGACAUGCCGCGCAUGGGAGAAAACACUCUCAGAACAUCGCGCCGUCGCGAACGCCUCCCCGAAUACCGAAACCGCGCGUUUCCUCGGGUCCCACAACCCCGCACAAGUCAAACGCACCGUCCUCGCCUCGUUCACCGACGUCCUUCUCCUCCCCGUUACCAUCGUCCCGCGCACCGUCGGCGCCGUCGGCGCAGCCAUCACUACGACGAGCAGCGCCGCCGUACAGGGCAUCGCCAUGCUCAACCCGCAGCGCUGGGGCGCGACGAACAGCAGCGCGAGUAACGCGGCCAACGGCUCCAGGACCGCGUCGACGAGCUCGUUUCCCAGCUUCGCGCGCAUGUCGUCGUGGGGCGCGGGCGGGAAGGACAAGGACGGGUAUGUGCGCGACUUCGAGAAGGGUGGAGACCGGACGUUAUUCGAUAUCGGGGCGGACGAGGAGGACGAGGAGGAUGAGAAGGGCUCGGGGGAGGUGUUGGACGAGAAGCGAGCGAGUACCGCGACUGCACGAUCUUCGUUAACUGUAUCGACUACCGCUGACUCCCUGAGUACCGCUGCGACGUCCGUCGACUCUACUCGAUUAUCAACCCCAGCCCGGAAUCCGCCUGCGCUCGACAACCUCGACCUAUUGCUGUCCCUCGAUAUCGCAUUAGAGCUCAUUCACGCCGACCGCGAAUCCAUGAAGCGCGCCGAGACGUUCUCGGGGUACCCAGGCGCGUACGGCCACCGCGUGCGCGACACCAUUGAGGAAAUAUUUUGUCUCCUGCUCCAGGCGUUGGGCGAGCGUCAUAUCAAACCCGGUUUCGACACAGCUAUCCAACAGAUGAAGUCGUACAAGCCUGACGAGCACGAGGAGACGAAGAGUGUCGCGCCGCUUCUGCAAUUCUUCGAGCUAGUGCAUAUCGGAGACACGAUGCAAUCUAUGAUUCAUGUCUACUUCGACAAGGAGCUGGCGCCUCACAUAGACCGUCACGACUUCCUGAACACGGUCGUACGCGAGAAGAAGCGAUUCGAAGACGUCCUGGACGACUCUGUUGCGGGUGGUCUGAACGCAGCCACGGACGCGCUGAUGAAUCAGGUCGAGCACAUUAUCCUGAAGCUGACAAAACCGCGGGAGUACUACCCGCCCGAAGACAGUCCAAUGGAGCUCGGGCCCACGGAAGGCUGUCGCGAAGCGAUCAAGUGCUUGCAAAUGCAUUGUCAACUGCUCAAGGGCAGUACGAGCAAGGAGGUCCUGGAAGUGUUCUACCAGGAGGUCGGCAUCCGCCUCAUCGCCAUCCUACAGAAACACCUGAAGCGGCAGAUCAUCUCGCUGAACGGUGGCUUCCAAGUGAUCGCGGACCUGAACGCGUACCAUGCAUUCAUCGCGUCCCUCCGCGUCGCGAGUAUUACGGCCGAGUUCGCCUACUUGAAGAUGCUCGGGCACGUCUACGUGGUGGAAGACGCGAAGGAUCUCGCGCAAAUCGUGCGCGACGUGACGCGAUACGGGGGCGCGUAUCGGCCAGAGGAUAUCUACGAGUUCAUCCAGCGGCGGUCAGACUGGAAGAAGAUCGAAAAGACGGUGGACAAGACGAUGUACAACCUGAGCUUCAAGGAGGACUGCGUCGUCUGCUAG
Molecule: messenger RNA, 2967 nt
Organism: Trametes versicolor FP-101664 SS1
Lineage: Eukaryota; Fungi; Basidiomycota; Agaricomycetes; Polyporales; Polyporaceae
Exons: 11
Coding region: 1-2967 (988 amino acids)
Biological process (GO): exocytosis; Golgi to plasma membrane transport
Cellular component (GO): exocyst; cytoplasm
Molecular function (GO): protein binding
Source: RefSeq, a predicted model, not a curated record